CUUGCACUGCUUUUCAGUGAGGGUGAGUGCAAAAGAUACAUCAAUAUGAGGUAUCAAACUGAGGCUUAGAUGUUCCUUUUAAGUGGCUGCUCAUUUCCUUGAGCCAUAACAUGGGCUAAAGGUUAACUUAGCCAAUCUCCGUGGAAGAACAAUUUCUCUUUUUUUGGGGAAGGGAGAAGGAAGGGGAAAGGGCGUUGUUUCACAGUCUUUCCCACCUUAGAGACUCCAUGUGAUGUACAGUGCUGCUCAUGCAGAUUUUUCUUUUUUUUUUUUUUUUUGUUCCCCCCCACUGGAUUAUUUGCUAAUCAGACUUCAGUGCAGUGGAGAUAAGAGCGAGACUGUUGCCUAGCUCCCGAUCCCGGAGCCAGGAGCACCGCCGCGGCCGCUGCCGCUCCGCCGUCCCGCCUCUCCAUGGGCCCGGCGCGGCGGAGCUGUCCGAGGUGCUAGGAUGAUGCUGGCUGCGCGGGGGGUCAGGGCAGCCGGAUUGCAGCAGGAGAGGAGCCCCACAGUCCUGCUGGCACCCGAAGGUAGGCUUGCUCUUUGUUCGAGGAUUCCUGAUUAAUCAACAACAGCACCAGCGGAGCCAGGCAGCCGGAGAGAGCAAGCCUGCCUGGAGUCGCGGGGGAGAGAGAGAGAGAGACGAUGCCACGAGCCAGACUGCUUCAGACCUUCCGUAUUUGAGUGGCAAUGAGCGAGAGAGCGCCUUUCCUUGCUGCAAGAAGCCAUUUGGAUAGGAUAUUUGCUGUUCCUUAUAUUCCUUCCUUUUUGUCUCCACAGAACAUAUUCAAAUGAGGCACCUUAGAAAUCUCUGUGUUAGUGCAUAUGAUGGUGCUGUAAUCGUCUGUGUUGUAAAGUGGGUAAAAAUCAUCCAGUUCCUUCUCUGCUGGACCUCAAAGCAGGGUGUUGUUUAUACCCUCCCAUUAUCCAUACCCUCUCUUCUCUGAAUGUGGAUUUAAAGAAGCAAGCACCUGUCUGUUCUUCCCACUGCAUUUUUUUUUUUUUUAUAAAAAAGCCAAACUUUCCAUGCCAUUUUAAUCAUAUGUUAAGAAGAUCUAUAACAUAACACAUUGACUUGCAGUGAUGUCGAAUUCUACAAUCCGGGCAAUUCUGCCAGCAAGAUUUAAUGCACUUUAACUGAAGAAAAAAAACUGAGCCUAACUGAAAAUCUGUUUCUUAUGGUGCUGAAAUAUCCCUUCCGACUGCACUGAGAUAACCACAGGAAAGGGCUUUUACAGGCAAAAGUCACCUUUGAUUAUUGCACUUAGUGGUCCCCGUGGACUUAGAUUUUGGAAACGUUGCUUUCCUUUGUUCAUUAUCUCCUGCAAGAUGAUGAGUUCUAAUCAGGAGGAGGUCACUUUGGGCGCUUUUCUCCAGUAUAUUGAAGAUAUGGGGAUGAAGGCCUAUGAUGGCUUGGUUAUACAGAAUGCAUCAGACAUUGCUCGAGAGAAUGAUCGCAUGAGGAAUGAAACAAACCUGGCUUACUUGAAAGAAAAGAGUGAAAAACGUCGAAAACAAGAAGAAGCAAUAAAACGCAUAGGUGGAGAAGUAGCAAGAGGAAAUGAAGGCAGCUACGUGGGGAAACAUUUCCGCAUGGGAUUUAUGACAAUGCCGGCUCCUCAGGACAGGCUGCCUCAUCCUUGCUCCAGUGGCUUUACCGUGAGAUCCCAGUCUCUCCACUCUGUUGGAGGAACCGACGAUGAGAGCAGCAGCUCCCGUAAGCAGCCACCUCCGAAACCCAAGCGAGACCCCAACACCAAACUCAGCACCUCAUCUGAAACAGUCAACACAGGAACAACAAGCAAAAGUGGGAAACUACCGGACCGGACUGAAGGUUUGGAUCAGGACCCAUGUCUGCUGAUGUAUGAGGGGCAGAGUUUCAACACAGUGUCAGCCAAACCAAGACCUCACAGCGAUGAAUACACAAAGAAGAUUCCACCUCCUAAGCCGAAACGAAAUCCAAACACUCAACUAAGCACAUCUUUUGAUGAAACGUAUAUCAAAAAGCAUGGCCCUAUGAAGACAACACUCACUAGGGAUGCCUCUUUAUCGCAGGUCAGCAGUCCUGCUCCAGACACAGAGGAAGAAGAGCCUGUUUAUAUUGAAAUGGUUGGGAAUAUUCUCAGAGACUUCAAAAAAGAUGAGGAUGAUCAAAGUGAAGCCGUCUACGAGGAGAUGAAAUACCCUAUAUUUGAUGAUGUAGGCCAAGAUUCAAAAUGUCAAUGUGAAUAUGAUCACCACACUUGUUCUUCUCAGUGUGCUACUCCCACAGUGCCUGACCUAGAUUUCACCAAGUCUUCAGUGCCAUCUACUCCCAAGGGCUUGCUUUGUGAUAUACCCCCGCCAUUUCCAAAUCUGCUUUCUCACAGACCUCCACUGCUGGUGUUCCCACCAGCGCCAGUGCAGUGUUCCCCAAAUUCUGACGAGUCUCCUCUAACUCCACUAGAGGUCACAAAGCUUCCCGUUCUAGAAAAUGUGUCUUACAUCAAACAACAACCUGGAGCUUCUCCAUCUUCACUGCCGCCUCAUACACCAGGCCAUCAAAAACUGGAGAAAGACCAGACAGUAUCUCAUGGAACUAGCACCCCUGGGCACACCUCCUCACCUCCUCAUCCUUCUACCUUAUACAGAACACAGUCUCCACAUGGUUAUCCUAAAAGUCACUCUGCCUCACCUUCUCCUGUCAGUAUGGGUAGGUCUCUUACCCCCUUAAGCCUCAAAAGACCUCCACCUUAUGACUCUGUACAUUCAGGAAGUCUCUCAAGAAGCUCUCCAUCAGUGCCUCAUUCUACAGCCAGAAACACGUUGCAAGAAGGAGGAAAGAUGGUAAAUGCCUCUGUCAGUACCUACGGGUCAUCCUGUCAGAGCGGUUCCCGUUCUCGGACACCCACCAGUCCUCUGGAGGAACUAACCAGCCUCUUCACCUCAGGACGAAGCCUCCUGAGGAAGUCCUCCAGUGGCAGAAGAUCUAAGGAGCCUGCAGAAAAACCACUGGAUGAGCUGAAGAUCAGAAGUCACAGCACUGAACCACUACCAAAGCUGGAAAACAAAGAGAGAGGAUAUCAUGGGACAACUUCCUCCAGGGAGCCAGGGAAAGCUCAGGAAUGGGAUGGAACGCCGGGCCCGCCUGUGGUGUCCAGCAGGCUGGGGAGAUCCUCUGUCAGCCCAACCAUGCUGGCUGGAAGCAACAGCUCAGAGUCUAAAGCAAGCUGCAGAUUAGGUCGGUCUGCAUCCACGUCAGGUGUGCCUCCUCCCUCCGUGACACCGCUCAGGCAGCCCAGUGACCUUCAACCGAGCCAGGUCACGUGUAUGCAGUGGUUGCAAGGGGACCACACGAUGCUGGAUAUGAUCGAAAAAAAGCGUUGCCUCUGCAAAGAAAUAAAAGCUCGACAGAAAUCAGAGAAAGGACUCUGCAAACAGGACAGCAUGCCUAUUUUGCCGAGUUGGAAAAAGAAUACCGGGACCAAGAAAUACAGCCCUCCUCCUUACUCGAAACAACAAACUGUGUUCUGGGACACUGCCAUUUGACAGGCCUGUGGAGGAUUCCUUCUCCACUGUGUUGCGCCGAGCACAGAAAGAAAAUGGCAGAAGGAAAACUCCAGAGAUCUCGCAAAGUUCCAGAGUCUGCUGGAAAGAAGACAACUUGUUGGUCAUGAGAAAUCUGUUGAGAUAACAGGUUCAUUAUUCAGAAAGUGUCAAUGCUUUGUCUUCCUUGUAAUGUGGCAAGAGAAGAAUUUUCCAUAACCAUGUGUGAAAUACUGAGCUCAGCCCUUUCCCCCAACUGCACGAGGUCUCUGGUGACAAAAUGGAAGCUGGCAUUCAGUCAGCCCGGAUAGUCCUUCUCCACACUGGUCUCUUCCUGGAGAAUUCCUUUAAAACCCCGCUGCUGAAGCAGUUUCACAGCCCAGACCUGCGGGCUGCAGUGCCCGGCCCUUUUUGGGGGAAGGCAGGUGUUAAUGGGAACAAUUCCGUGUUUGACAGUGUUUGUUCAUAUUGUGUCCUUUUCAUAUCAAUACGUAAUAGGAAUAAUGAUCAGGGAAUUGAAGCAUUCUUGUCCUAAGCAGACUUGCUUGUACACUUAGCCCGCCACAAACCACUCCUUGUUUCGCUUUCAUUGCUCAACACCGUUUGUGUUGUCCUUCCUAAAUAACUGCCCAUGUGCUUCCAGACCUCCAUUGUAUCCCAUGGAAACAAUGGCUUUUUGUUUCAAAGUGCGACAACAUGAUAAAAGUAAAAUAUGACUUAGCACUUACCUUCAAAGCACUUUAGAAAUGUGAAGUAAACCUCACACUUGCGAGAACCGUUUUACAGAGGAGGGCAGCGAGGCUCGGGUGGAGUAGUUUCUGAAGGUCACGGACAGAGCCAGGACAGGACACGGGCCACUGACCUGUCCCGGGACUGCUGGCCCACCCCACCCCACCCCACCCCACCCCUCGAGUAAAAGGCACAUCGUGCUGCCCAGAGCUGCCAUCACAACGCUGUUAAACAUUUCCUACACCACCUCUCGUCUCAGCAGCUUCUGUGUCACAGGGUGAAUGACAGUGCUUAGUUACACACGGUCAUUAAAGCUGUAGUCUGUAUAAAUAUGCAAUCUGUAUAUACAUACAGAUCACAUAUAUACACACACUUAUGAAGACUGUAUAUAUGAAAUUGUUUGGUAUGCACUUAUUUUGCUUUAAACUCCUGAAGGUAAACAUUAUAGUGUAGCAAUUUGUGUAAAGUGCACUGUGAUUUCAAGAAAGCACAGUAAAGUCACAGGUCUUGUUAUUCUUGCACUAAAAAUGUGUUUACGUAUAUUAGCCAAUGUAUGUCUACUUUAUCGCUCCUUUUGACAAAUUAAAGCAAAUGGUAUAAAAUAGUAUGGGUUGUUUUUUUUUUUUUCUUGGUUUAGGUUGUUUAUUUUUAAGUGGACAAUGGCACUAUGUUUUUAAAUGACAGGGUUUUUAAAUAAAAUGAAAUCAUUCUGUGUUCAUUCCGAUGUAAUACAUUUACCAAUAUCUUGAAAUUGAAUGUCAUGUUGCUUUUUUUUUAUAUUUCAUUAGAAAUUGUCAGGUAUGUGCCUGAGAUUGUGUAGGAGUAAGGAGUAGCUAGAGGCUAACUGUAAUCAUAUAUUAUUAGCCGUUUCUAUAUACACGGUAUAAAUACAUAUUAAUUUUCUUUUCAUUUUUGUACUUGAUUUUUUUAGGUAAGAUGUAAUUAAAUGUACUUUGAUACUUCUGAAGUAAUAAGAUGUUGUUUGAAGAUCAAUUCUGCUUUCUUUAGUGCAUUGACAAUAUUUUACAAUAAUUUAGUGCUUAUUUAUUUGUGCUCCGGUGUAAUUAUAAUAAAAAGCAAUAGUUUAAAA
Messenger RNA from Empidonax traillii (willow flycatcher), 5341 nucleotides. It is a transcript of the gene NYAP2, whose product is annotated as neuronal tyrosine-phosphorylated phosphoinositide-3-kinase adaptor 2. The transcript has 10 exons. The record is from RefSeq and is a predicted model, not a curated record. Gene Ontology annotation, biological process: phosphatidylinositol 3-kinase/protein kinase B signal transduction; neuron projection morphogenesis. NCBI's taxonomy places the organism in Eukaryota, Metazoa, Chordata, Aves, Passeriformes, Tyrannidae. Bases 1327 to 3525 code for a protein of 732 amino acids.